Molecule: messenger RNA, 5483 nt
Organism: Puntigrus tetrazona (Sumatra barb)
Lineage: Eukaryota; Metazoa; Chordata; Actinopteri; Cypriniformes; Cyprinidae
Gene: mapta
Product: microtubule-associated protein tau a
Exons: 12
Coding region: 1695-3146 (483 amino acids)
Biological process (GO): microtubule cytoskeleton organization; neuron projection development
Cellular component (GO): neuron projection
Molecular function (GO): microtubule binding
Source: RefSeq, a predicted model, not a curated record
UAUUAGUGUCAUGCUUUGUAGAAUAGCCAUUAUGCUACAUGAAUUAUGACCUUGUAGAUUUAAUUUAAUUUUUUUUUUAUUUAACAGUUUGUCUGGUAGUAUUCCACCUCACUGAUUUGUAUCUUGUACUGGUUAUUUGGUUUUGUGAAUUCACAGAGAUACUGUAUGUCCAUUUUAUUUUAAUAAUCAGGAGCAACUAGGUGCUUUCAAAGAGCAGACUCUAAUCAUUUGUCCACCAUUCAUUGGUUGUGCAAACACUGGAACUGUUUACUAAAUAAACACAGCAAGAAAGUAAAAAGUUCAACCCCUGGUGGAAGUUUGGGGUGGAACUGUCUCUGUUUUAACCAACCAAAGGCAAAAGGGAGGCGUGUUUGUUUGUUAAUUGUUAUCCUUGUGAAAAAGAAGUGCACUUGUAGUGUGCUUCAAAUCUUAAGUAUAUUCUUAAAAACCUGUACUUCUGUAUUCAUGAUACAAGGGGGCAUAACACAGAGUUUCUCACGUUAAUCUUGAGUACCUAUAGAGUAGUACUGCAUCCUUCAUAUCUCCAAAGUCUUUAGUUUUAUCAUAUUUAUAAAAGAAAGAUAAAAUCUUAAGAUUCUUUCUGUAAAAAUCUGAGCACCUGGAGGAUGAGCACUUGCAGCAAUUGCAAACAAAAUAGAUGACAUAUGUACCAUCAGUAACCAUAUUUCAAAGACAGGAGAAGUAAUUAUGAAAUAAUAUAUAAUUUAGUGGGUCAAGAAGAGCUUUUGCAUUUAAUAUAUAAAUUUAAACUAUUAAUAACAUUUUUAUUUCAUUGUAAAUAACAUAAAAUAAACAUUACAAGUAUAUUCUUUUAACAGAUAUAAUUUCCAUAAUAAAUACUAAACAAAGUUAAGUAUGCUAAAGUGUACUUCUCUUUCUCAAGGUUUGUGGCAGAAAAUCAAUAUGCUGAUUUAAAAAAGAAAACACGUUUGCUCUUCAAUUGUACCUAUCAGCUCAUAUUUCUGUGUUCAGUGUGAAGUCCGGUUUCAUCACAGCAGUUUGUUUUGUAUGUUAGCAAAGGCCAGCAAACCAGUUUGUUACGUUUGUUAUGACCGUUGUCUUUCCUUUACGGUUGUCACCACGAGUGUUUUUGUUCCCUUCUUAUCAUGUGACAGCUUCCUUGAGAAGAGUGAUAUAGAUGUUGUCUUUGCUUUCUGUAAAUCUUCUGAUCACUCUCUGUCCACGCUGAAUGGGACAUGCAUUAGUGACAGGCAAAAGCGGCUUUGUUUCCAGCUUUAGCAACAGGGUUUUCCUCAGAUGAUUAUGAUCAACACUCGGACUGGAGCCGUGUAGACCUCCAGAGAACACUAGAGCAGGACGAAGACCUCCUCAGAAGCAGCUGGUCUGGACGGCCGGUCCAUCAUCGGCGGACAGCCGUCAGUCCAGACCGCACCAGGAGCCUGUCUCUGGAGAGUGAGCCACCUGCGACUUUCCUGGUCCGCAGCGCUGCCCUGGAAGACCUGACAUCGGUCGGGGAGAGGAUUGUAGAAGCAAGGGCUCCAUACAGCGAGACCCUCCAGGAAGAGGAAGAGCUGUCUUUUUAUGGCAACGAGGGCCAUGUUGAAGACGAAACCCUUCCAGCGUGGGCCAGUAGGGCUCACGCGACGCUCGCUCAAUAUGUGCCUUUUGAAACAAAAGAACAUAGCUUUCCCAAAACCGUACCUCAUGAACACAUGGAAGCAAUGGGAGAAGUGCAGGAGAAAGCCGAUGCUACGUUAUCAGGGGUUGAUCGCAACGUUAUCGCUACCGGUGAAGACGCCAGCAAGACAGAAGCCAUUCCUCCCCCUACAAGCACAAUUGGCUCUCCAAAAGGUGUCCACGUCUCCCCAGCAAGAAAAUCCCUGGUGCCCGUGGCUCAGUUCAAAGCUCAGUCCAAGACCAAUGGUGAUGCUGAAAAGAGGACCCCUAAAAAUAGUAAAGUCAGACCCUCCUCCCAUAAAACAACUUCCUCCAUCCCGAAAAAGACCUCCUCUAGUAGAUCUCCCUCAGUGUCUUCCACCAGUUCUGGCCCCAAAGAAUCCAGACCAAGAGCUCCUAGUAGCAGUAGACCUCAUGCUGCCGGUACAAAGAUUCCUGCCAUGACUGCGGCUGCCAAAAAUGGAAAAGACUCUCCUAAGACCCCGGAGACCAGCGGGCACAGCAGCCCCGGGACUCCCAAAUCCCCUGCCAGUAAGGCUGCGGGUGGCAAGCCUCCAAGCACAGGAAAUGAAAUCAAGAAGGUCGCAGUGAUUCGCUCGACCCCUAAAUCUCCGAAGAACCGCUCACCCACAUCACUGUCAGCCGCUACCCCCCUCCCUGACCUGAAGAACAUACGAUCCAAAGUCGGCUCCACUGACAACUUAAAGCACCAGCCUGGAGGUGGCCGGAUACAAAUUCUUGACCAGAAGGUGGAUUUCAGUAAUGUUCAGUCCAAGUGUGGCUCCAAAGCCAACCUCAGGCAUGUGCCAGGAGGUGGAAAUGUACAAAUUUUUGAUCAGAAGUUGGACGUUAGUACCGUCCCUUCUAAGUGUGGCUCCAAAGACAAUAUCAAUCACACACCUGGAGGUGGCAAUGUAACAAUUCUCGAUCAGAAGGUGGACUUCACUAAUGUCCAGUCAAAGUGUGGCUCCAAAGGCAAUUUGAAACAUGUACCGGGAGGUGGCAAUGUUCAAAUUCUCGAUCAGAAGUUGGACUUAAGUAGCGUGCAGUCUAGGUGUGGUUCCAAAGAUAAUAUGAAACAUGUACCCGGAGGUGGAAAAGUCCAGAUCCUCCACAAAAAGAUUGAUCUGAGCAAUGUGCAAUCCAAGUGUGGAUCGAAAGACAACAUUCGCCACAAACCAGGUGGAGGAAACAUUGAGAUCAGGUCUGAGAAGCUUGAAUUCAAGGCUCAGUCAAAGGUCGGAUCUAUGGACAACAUUAAACACGUACCUGGAGGAGGCAGCAGGAGGAUUGAGUCGCACAAGCUGCUGUUCCGUGAGCAGGCCAAAGCGCGAACCGACCAUGGCGCAGAAAUCGUGUCUCUAGAGGAGUCGCCACACGGCCUGAGCACCGUCUCCUCUUCUGGCAGCAUCAACAUGGCAGACCCGCCGCAGCUUUCCACCCUCGCUGACCAGGUGUCUGCAUCGCUGGCCAAGCAGGGCUUGUGAUUGGACCAUACCGCCACCAAACCAUGCCCCCAAACCCCCGUCCCCUCCCAUUCUCUUCCGCAUACCUGAUGGUAUUCUAACCUCUCUCUGAAAGUCAUUUUGUGGCCCAGAAAACAACGCCAAGUAAAUUUUGGCAGUCACUGUUCGAUUUUGUAAUACUUUAGACUUGUUAUAGGCCAAUGAAGCUGUUUGAACUAUGAACUAUGUAUAAAUUUCCUUCGCUUUAAGGCAUCGUCCAUUUUUAACAAUUGGGAAUUUCCUCCAAAGCCCACCCUUGACUAUAUUAAGUAGCACAAAAUUACGUUAACGUAUCUGUAUGGCUUUUGUUGACCGUUAUAUAUUUCCUUAUGCAUGCCAUUUUUUGGUUACUACUGGAUUUAGGCCAGUUCAUGCAGAACCCAUUUUUACUUUCAGAGAGGAUUGUUCUCAUUUUUAAAUCAGGCUAAAAUUAGAUCGAGAUUAUGAAUAAGUCGCUUAGCAGUGCUUAAAAUGAAAAUUAGAGCAACGUAUCUUGACUCUGAGAAAGAAAGAAACUUAAAGCCCCACAGUUUACGUUUGAAAUGAUUUGCGAGGCUUAUGAGAAGAGAAACAGGUGCAUUACAGCUUUGCGUAGAAAGCUGUUUAGUUCUUUUCAAUCUCUCGUAUGUGCUGUCGAUCAGAGAUUAUACUUCACGUCUAAAAUGACCAUGAGAUUCUGAGUGCUUCAUACGAAAACAUCCCUCACGGUAUUAUUCUGCGGGAUGUUUAUAAAAUGAAAACACUUUUUUUGUGUGCCUACUGGCAGUCUUAAAUUAUUGAUUUGAAUAAUGUCAGUGCUUCAUUGAAAAUGCCUCCUUUUUUUAAUUUACUCGUUCUCUAACUUGGCAACUAACAGAACAUCUUUUUUUUUUUUUUUUUUUUUUACAUGAACAUAAAAUUGUAGCCACGUGUUUUAAAUCGGGAUGGUUUGGUAACAUUUUACUAUGAGGUUCAUGUUAGGUAUCAUUGAAAGAACUACGAACUAUACUUUUACGGCACUUAUUAAUAUCAAUUAAAGUCCAUUUCUACAUAUACGUAUGCAUUUAUUUACUAACAUCGUACAAUACGAAAGAAGUUGACCUGGAUUAAAAAUUGCUGUAAAAAAUGACUAUUUUUGUUUGAUUCAAAAUGCAUUGACUAACAUUAUCGUAAAGUGUUAUUGUUUUAUUAAUAACAGGUUGCAUGUGAGAAAUCUGAACGUUGUUUGAAAUAUCUUGUGGAAAAACAACCUAUGCACCUGUACACUUCCUCCAUAAUACUGCCAACAGUUCCUCUCAUUUCUCUAGCUGAGAAAUGAUUUAUGAGAUGAAUUGCCAAACUGUUCUUUUUCAGGCACGCACUGUAUUAUAAAUCUUCUGGCGACGUUAACUAUAUCAAGUAUUGUAUUCUUCACAGAAAGCGUCACUCGAGCACAAGCAUGCAGUUCAACUUGGAUCCGUCACACAUCAUCCGCUUCCACUUUAUAGCUGUAAAAUUUUACGUCAAGGUCUUCUGUUUUUACUGAACGACGAUGUAACGACCUCAGCCAAUCUUGUGGCUCAAAUUCUCUCCCCUGCACUGCACUAUCGCAGAAUGUUUAAUGAGCUUCGAACCACUCCACAUGAUCUCUGCUCCUUGCAUGCAUUUCAUGUAAGCAGCCUGUGAUAACUGCGUUGCCUCUUACACGCCUACUUGCGUAUAUCCCAUAAUCGCUGAUGUGCUUAUUAGGAAUCUAUGUAGAAAGUAGUGGAAAAGAGCACUACUCGGAUGGCGACCCCCGUUUCUUUGUGUUGGAGAUGGAGCCGUGUAACUACCAUUAGAUAUUUAAUGUAUGUUUAUUGUAUGUUUAUGACUGUACGUUUAUAUAGGGACUUGAAGAGACUUCAAAAAAAAAAAAAAAAAAAUUAAAUAAGCAGAGAAGUUCAGAAACCAUGCCUGCAACAUUUUAAUCUGCAUGCUGAGUUUUUACAUGAAUUGGCAACACGUUUCUGAACGUUUUCUGACCGGGGUGUUUUUGGGAAGGUGGGGAGAGCUUGGAUGUGGGAUAAGCUGUUUGUUACGGUUUUGAUGUUGUCAUGAGAGGGGAAGGGACAGGAAGAGGGAAAGUAAGUCAGUCGGUCCUUUGGUUUAAAUGUCUCACUCUAUAGCACACCUUCGACGUGGUUCUGGGUGCAGUUUUGCCAUCCUGUUGACAUCGACUCCAUACACCAUUUUUGCAGUUGUAAAUUUUAGCUUGGGAACUGUGGUUGUCAAUAUUGUUCGUGUGUUUUAUUAAUAACUGGUUUACAAUGAUUCUUGUUGAUGUACAUGUGAAUUUGGAAAUAAAGGAUAUUAAGCAAA